Messenger RNA from Cloeon dipterum, 1999 nucleotides. Its product is annotated as solute carrier family 23 member 1. Gene Ontology annotation, cellular component: membrane. Lineage: Eukaryota; Metazoa; Arthropoda; Insecta; Ephemeroptera; Baetidae. Gene Ontology annotation, molecular function: transmembrane transporter activity. The record is from RefSeq and is a predicted model, not a curated record. Gene Ontology annotation, biological process: transmembrane transport. The coding region runs from base 100 to 1908 and encodes 602 amino acids. The transcript is spliced from 13 exons.
GCAAAACCGGUGAUGCUCGCAUUUUGGCAGUUUUAGUGCACCUUGCGAGAGCUUCUAUUUGCCGCGAGAUCUUCAGUCACGCCAGCGAGUUCGUCAGAGAUGGACACGGAGGCGCAGAAGGAAUCAGAGAAACUCUUUUCGAAGCAACCACUGCCACUUAUAAAUGACGGACUGAAUAACAACUUUUUAAAAUGCGACACAAAGGAAGAGAACGAGAAAAAUAACAAUGCGGGCAAGAACAAGUUUGAGAGUUUUGAGGAGAACGUGUUUGAAGCGGAGAAAACGCUUCAUUACGGAUUGGAAGAUAACCCGCCUUGGUAUACGUGUGUUGUCCUUGGAUUUCAGCACUACAUAACAUUUGUAGUUGGAAUCGCGUCAGUUCCAAUGAUAAUGGGGCCGAAACUGUGCAUGCUCGAGGACGACGCGUCGCGAGGGGAGCUUGUGUCCACGCUCAUGUUUGUCUCCGGAAUCGUGACAAUUUUACAAACCACAAUUGGAGUGAGAUUGCCGAUUGUGCAAGGCAGUUCGUUUGGUUUCUUGGCGCCGGCUCUCGCGCUCUUGAACCUGCCCAAAUGGCAGUGUCCACCUCAGGAAGAACUCCUGCAGAUGAGUGCAGAGGACAGGCGUGCCCUUUGGCAAGUUCGCAUUAACGAAAUUUCCGGAGCAAUUUUGGUCGCCUCUUUAUUUCAGAUGUUGAUUGGAUUCGGAGGGCUGAUCGGAUCAGUUUUAAAGUACAUCACCCCGUUGACGAUAGCUCCGACCGUCGCAUUGAUCGGUUUGUGUCUGUUCGACGCAGCAGCGCGGGAGGCGUCCGGCAAUUGGUGGAUUGCUGCCGGGACAAUCGCCCUUUUGACGACGUUUUCACUCUACAUGAGAUUUUUGGAGGUGCCGCUUCCGACGUGGGGAAAGAAGGCAAAAGGCGGAGAGAAGAGAAAAGGACGCACUUUUCCCUUUUUCCAAAUAUUUCCUGUUCUGACUGCCAUGGUGGUUAUGUGGGUGAUUUGCGGCCUUUUGACCGCAACCGGACUGCUGCCCGAGGAGAAUUUGGCCAGGACAGACUCGAAACUAAAAAUCCUGCACGAAGCUCCGUGGUUCAACUUUCCUUAUCCAGGCCAGUGGGGAAGUCCGACCGUCAGCGCGGCAGCGGUGUUCGGCAUGCUGGCAGGCGUGAUCGCGGGGGCAAUCGAGUCUGUUGGCGACUACUACGCUUGUGCUCAGUUUUGUGAGGCGCCGCCGCCGCCCAUCCACGCAGUGAACAGGGGAAUCGGAACGGAGGGCCUUGGGUGUCUGCUCGCGGGCAUUUGGGGCACCGGCAACGGCACGACCAGUUUCAGCCAAAACAUCGGCGCGAUCGGCGUGACCAAAGUGGGAAGCCGGCGGGUGGUGCAGUACGCCGGCGUCAUCAUGAUCAUCAUGGGCGCCUUCAGCAAGGUCGGUGCCUUUUUCAUCACCAUUCCGUCGCCCAUUUUCGGCGGAGUGUUCUGCAUCACCUUUGGAAUGGUCACCGCAGUCGGAAUAUCGACUCUGCAUUUUGUUUCCCUCAAGUCAUUCAGGAAUAUGUACAUCAUUGGAUUUUCUAUUUUCUUCGCCUUAGUUCUGCCCCGUUGGAUGCAUAGUAAUCCCAACGUAAUACAAACCGGAAGCGAGUUUUUGGACCAACUAUUCACCGUGCUUCUAUCCACCAGCAUGUUUGUCGGUGGCAUAAUUGGUUUUGUCUUGGACAACACUGUGCCAGGCACUGACGAAGAGAGGGGUCUAACAACCUGGAACAAACACCACGCUUCCUCCGAGGGGACAGUGGCCGAGGACGCUCCCACCUGUUACGACUUGCCUUUCGGAAUGGAAGCAAUUCGAAAUGCUAAAUGGACCCGCUACUUGCCUUUCAUGCCAACAUUCAACCGAGCGUAAGCCGCGAUAUUUCGUCUUUAAAAGAGGGAGUAGUAGAGUUUUGGGUUCGCAUUUAACUCGUAAAUUGUGAAUAAAAGAAAAAAAACUCACA